Molecule: messenger RNA, 2117 nt
Organism: Talaromyces proteolyticus
Lineage: Eukaryota; Fungi; Ascomycota; Eurotiomycetes; Eurotiales; Trichocomaceae
Product: Gar1/Naf1 RNA binding region-domain-containing protein
Exons: 1
Coding region: 75-1961 (628 amino acids)
Biological process (GO): ribosome biogenesis; box H/ACA snoRNP assembly; pseudouridine synthesis
Cellular component (GO): sno(s)RNA-containing ribonucleoprotein complex
Molecular function (GO): RNA binding
Source: RefSeq, a predicted model, not a curated record
CUCGAUGAAAUCUUCAUAAAUUCACAAUCCGUUUGGUCUAUUUUUUUCUUGAAUAGAUUUACGGACUAUUUACCAUGGAGGACCGCCCAGGUACUAGUAAAGUGCCAGAUGAGCAACAGCAGUCUCCAACAGAGCCUUCGAGUACACUUGCCAUUCCUACACCAGCAGCUGUCGAUACCGGCAGUGAUUUUUACAAUACACCCUUGACCGGCCAAACGCCAGUGUAUCCUGCCGGAUCCAAUUCAAAUGAUAACAGCGUUGCACCUUCCCCUUCGAAACCGGUGUCUGCAAUUCCUGGAUUAUCCAUUCUGAAUAAUAGCGAUCAGGCUCAACAGCAUGAAACCAAUACCGAGACCGAGGCUGCACCUCCAAAUGGCGAUCAGGUUAUGGAGAAUGUACCCGAUGUGAAUGAUAUGCUGGAACCUAUUAGUUCCGCAGCAGAGCCUAGUCAUUUGGAAGGUCAAAAUGGAAAUAAUGAAACGGGGAACAUGAUGGAGAUUGAAGGAACGGAAAAUCGCCAAACUGAGACAAUAGAAAAGGAGCAUCCAGAGUGGGAAGUUGACUCAUCACCCUACGAAUCAUCAACAGAUAGCUCUACCGACUCUUCGGACGACAGCGACGAUGAAGACGACGAGGAUUAUCCAAUCUUAUCGGCAGAAGAAACGGCCCGCAUUCUGAUGCAGGCAGAGGGUGGUUCGGACGACGAAGGAGAAGGAAAGCCUGGCGCUGGAAACCAAAUCCGAUCAGCGCAUGAAGAACGGGAAGAGGUCGCCCCUAUUCCUGAUAUUACUGUUAGCCCAGACAUGAAAAUCGUGAUGCUUGGUCAUGUCGAGACCAUCGUUGAGAACAUUGUCCUUAUUAAGGCCAGUCUAUUUAACGAGAUCCAAGUCCUUGAACCCAACUCACUUCUAUGUCUUCAUGAUCGUACUGUUAUUGGUGUGGUGGCGGACACAUUUGGACGAGUCGAAGAGCCUCUAUACACAAUUCGUUUUGCGGACCCGGAGAAGAUCAAGGAAUUUGACCUGACCCCAGCAACACCUGUUUAUUACGUCGAGGGCCAUUCUACAUAUGUUUUUACACAAACUCUCAAGAAUAUGAAGGGCAGCGACGCUUCUAACUUCCAUGACGAGGAGGUUGGCGAAGAUGAAAUUGAAUUUUCAGAUGACGAAGCGGAGGCUGAAUAUAAGCGAAGAUUGAAACAGAAAAAGAGGGAAAGGAGAGAAGGUCAAGCCGAUCGUGGUGGUUUUGGUGGAAAAGGUAGGAAAGAUCUUCCUGGUCCGUCACGUCUACGCCAAAGCGAGUUGAACUACGACGAUGAAGAUAGAGCAACAGAGGACGGAUACACGCCGCUUGCUCGACCAAAGGACUACCACGAAAUGAUGGGACAUCAAGAAGCACCCGUUGAAGGACCUCAAAGUUUCCGCGGCCGAGGAAACUUCCGUGGCAGAGGACGCGGCGCGCGAGGCUUCGAUCGAGGAUCUGGUCGCGGGGGCCGUGGACGUGGUGGCUGGGAUUCAUCCGGUCGAGGCUAUCGACUAGAUUCUUCUCGCGAGAGCUCUUCUACACUCCAACCUAAUUUUUCUCCACAACCUUCUGGCUCCUCAGCAUUUCAGUAUCCGCAACAUCCUUAUGCUCAACAGUUCCAGCAAGCACCUCAGAACCCGGCAUUCGGGCAAAUAUUGCCGCAAGCUAUGCCUCAGUAUCCAUUCCAAAUGCCUUCUCUACAGCAAAAUCCAUUUCCACAAUUUGGGCUUGGAGCACACAUCAACCCGACUUUCUUUGCAAACCUACAACAACAACUGCAGCAGGGAGCUUCAACGACCGCGACGCAAGCCCAAUCAGCAGAUAAUCAGGCUGCCUUUAGCCAGAUACAAGCCAGUUUGGACAUACUGCAGCAGCUAUCUCGUAACGGGAACGGUAAUGGGAACGACGAUGGUUCAGGGGGGAAUCCAUCCAGAUAAGAAAAAUGCAUGUAUGCACGUGGUAUUCGGGUAAAAGCAUUUGCAUGGAGUUACAAAAUUGGAGUUUUCUAAGGACGUGGGAUUGGGUCUGUUCUUACAUGAAAAAGUUUGUGUUACUUGUUAUACCUAAGUGGUCUGGACCGAAUCGAGUGAACU